Magallana angulata is the source of this 4150-nucleotide messenger RNA. RefSeq lists its product as uncharacterized. The record is from RefSeq and is a predicted model, not a curated record. NCBI's taxonomy places the organism in Eukaryota, Metazoa, Mollusca, Bivalvia, Ostreida, Ostreidae. The coding region runs from base 134 to 2320 and encodes 728 amino acids. The transcript has 2 exons.
GGAAGCGUGUAACUAUAAAAUGCUGUUGACUUUCCUUGUUUACGCACACGUUAUUUAACUUAUUCUGAUAAACCAAAGUGAUAUCUUUAGUUUCCAACAAAAUACUUACAAAUCUGAUAUUGCGUUUAACGCAAUGGCAGGAAUCAGAUCAACGUGGCUCGACGAUUCUCAUUUGUCAUAUUUAAUUGCGGACAGUUUGUUGAAUGCAAUUGGGGAUCCAGACUUGCAAAGAAUACGGCGACACAUAAUGGAUGUUUUAGAUCAACUAAGUUUUUCAAGUAGCCAAAUGGAAGUGAUUAGGUCUGGUGGGUGUGCAGAGGGAUUCCGCAUGAAAGGAACAGAUGUAGAUCAAAUGUACGUGGAUAAGUUGACCAAAGUUGUUGCAGAAACUCCCAAGAACCUUUGCACUUCUUUAGCAAUCGUGAAACUAAUGCAGCUCUCAAAAGUACCACCCGGGUAUGUAAAUCUUGUUGUGUUAACUCCUCAUACGUCAGUGCCACAUAUAAGGAAAUCAAUGCAAAGGGAAGCAGGCGAAUAUUUUUUGUCGAGCGAAGCAUUUGUGAGAUGGUACAAGGAUUUAAGUCCUGAUGGAAUAUUGCAUGGACCAUGUGUAAUGGAUCGAAGUGAACAUGGAACAGAUCACGAUAGAGCAUUUUGUCUGGAAUACACAGAGUGGCCUGUAUAUGCAAACGAAUGGCUUGAAAGGAAAAGGUCUUUUGAUUGGCCACCAAGACAACUCAUCAGAAAAAUAAAAACCCUGGGGUGCCAUUUAAUGCCAAUUGGAUCAAAAAAACUAAGGGAAGAUUUUGUGGCGGAUCACUUUGAGAAGUCGAUGUGGAUAGGAGACCCUCUUCAAUGGAGGCUUUCUUUCUCCCUUGCAGAGAAGGAAUUAGUUUAUUCGUUUAAUAACACACAAUUUUUGGUUUAUGGAAUUUUCAAGCUUUUGAACCUAGAGGUAUUUUCACAAGAUUCAACUGUCAAAGACUGUAUCUGUUCUUACUUUCUAAAAACAGUCUUGUUUUGGACAAUUGAAGAAACUCCAUCUGAUUAUUGGAAGCCAGAGCGUUUGGUUUUUUGUGUCGACAUUUGCUUUCAAAGACUAAUUGAAUGGACAAGAAAUGGGUUUUGUCCAAAUUAUUUUGUUCGUGAAAACAACAUGUUCAUGGGAAAAGUAGAAGAAUGGCAAUUGGAUUAUAUAGCCGUUAAACUUUCUGAGUUACAUAAUGAAGGAUGGAGGUGCUUGCUACGUUGUCAUUCAUUACACCAUUUGAAGAGAGCCUUAGAAAACGUUAGACUAAAAUAUACAAGUACUACAAGUUCAUUUUUCAUCUCAAACCCAGAGGAAGACUUCAAAUGUUUGAAGUCCUCCAUAAGGAAUGAAGAUAAACUACAAGUUGAAGCAAACGUGGAUUGUGUCUUAUUUAGCGAAAUACUAACCAGAAAACCCAAACUUCCGAAUGAAGUCGUUCUGGAAACAGAACUGAGGAAAUCGCUUACACUGGAAAUCCAAAGAAAAUUCGAUGCUUUAGAUCUGGGAAUAUUAAGAUUGCGUCGAUUCCAUGAUCUUUGUCAGCUUGCUCUAAUAUACUUGAAUAUUUUUCUAACAAAAAACAGAACUCGAAGUAGUUAUACAUGCAUUCGAAAAGCAUUUAGCUACUUACAUUUUGCUCGUUAUUCUGAUAUAAGCAGAGGGAAUUUAACACUUGCAACUGCUUACUACUGUUUGGGGAGGUUCAAUACAGCUUUGAGAUACACCAAGAAAUAUGAUGACAUACUUAGUAAAGGCCUUGGUUGUAUUCACAACCGUAAUCGUUCACGUGUUGUUUACAUGGAUACGAAUUAUUGUCAAAACUUCUGUGGACGGGGACUCAGCAUCUUGGAAAAAAUGUCACUGGCGGUAUCGUACGACUUUGCAGUCUAUCGAACAAUGCCCCUCAUUCCAAAUGAAAUAGCGCUGGAGGUAGUAAUGAUGAGAAAAACAGAAUCGCGUUUUUUCAUUCCACCUGGUAUGUACUCGUUGUUUCUGAAAAUUCUUUGUUACACUAACAAAGGCAAUUUAAAAAUGGUUGAGGAAUUGUCAAAAAAGCUUGAAGAUUCUCUGCGUCAGAUUGAGAAAGAAGACCUGUAUUUGAACUACAUCAUGCUUGCAGUUGCUUCGGUUAAAUUGGGAAACUUCGGAAGAGCUUUGCAGUAUUAUUGUCUGGCUCAUAUCCACAAAAAAAGACUGGUCUUGUAUAACUUUGAUCGCACGGAAUGGCAGACUAGAACAUCAGUUUUAUUUUACAUUGCUCAAUUGCUUCGAAGUUUGAUGCCAGUAUGAUGCAGAAAAAAAUCCUAUUAUUGCUCCUAAAAGUCUUUAAAAGUGUUUGUGAAUACGCGUGCAGAAGAAUUCGUAAUUGAUGUCUUGCGUGGAAUUCCGUUAUCUGUGGGGAAACUAAGAAAUAUCACAUUUCCUGGUUCAAAUAUAGAUGCCACUUUAGUCUACAGUAGCAUUUUAGUACAAAUAUCAGUAUCCUUAUGAAAAUCAAUGAAACACCUAUGACAGUAUUAUUGACCGUCAUGUGAAUCUACGUGAAUCUAUAAAUGGAGCUUGAUUGAAAUCACAUUCUUUUAUGGCAUCUAUGGAUAUUAUGUGCAAUUCUAAUAGAAUCCCCUGAUUCAUACUUGUAGGACAUAAUGGGUGUUACUUUCUGGACAAAAUCGAAAGUGAUUUAAAUAACGUCUUGCUUUUAAUCAGCGAAAGAAUUCGAUAUAUUUUCAAGUUUUAUUUUUAAUAAAACAAUAACACAAUAAAACAGGAACAAAUAACUUUGGUAAAUAAAUGUUAACAUGUGCUUUUUUGGUUUUUGGAUAAUUUUUUUUGUGAAAAUACUUCAAAGAAUAUAGCCCAGCUUUUUUUUUUUGAAUUCGAUCUAAAUUCAGAACUGGUUUUCUUUGUGAAAUCAAUUUUUAAAAGAAAAAACCCCUCAGAAUUUAGCUUCCCGUCGAUAUUCAGUAUUAAAUAAAGCUAAAACUUAAGUAUAAAGUAGUUACGUGUAUAUUGUGUAAAAGUUUGUUAAAUUUUUUUUUAUAACAUGAAUUAAAUUAACAGACAUCAUCAAGAACAAGUUUCCCAAUGGCCACAUCGUAACACAUAAGUAACAAAACCCACCAAUUAAUCGUAAUUGCUUUAUGCUAUCAAACACAAGUUAUUUAGACAAUUAAGCACAGAAUCUUGUUUAAAAAGACGCAAGAUAAACAGAGGGACGAAAAAGGUACAGUACCGAUCAGACCCAACCUAACACCAGAGUAAACCCCAACUAAACCCUGGGUUUACUUUUGGUGUUUACCUGGGGUUUACUCUUGGUUUGCUUUUUGAAAAUUUGGGUCCACUCGGGGUUUACUUUGUUUUUACUCUGGGUUUACUUUGAAAUUGCUUUUGAGGUCAACUGUAUGCUUUGAAGUGUGAAGCAGACUAGUAUUUUAUCAUACCAUCCUACUGCCUGUAAUUCCUACCCUUUGUAUAUUCCGAAUACACAGUAAGGGUCUGCUUUCAGGGGUAUACUUCUGACUGGGUUUACUCUCUGUGUCCACUCUGCAGGGUUUACUUUGGGUUUACUCUGGGUCCACUCUAGUAAACCCGAAGUAAACCCAGAAAGUAAACCCAGGGUUUAGUUGGGGUUUACUUUCUGUUAGGUUGGGUCUGAUCGGUACUGUAGUCAGAAUAGCUCACUUGAGUUUUCAGCUCAGGUGAGCUUAAAAUUAUAGAUUGAACAUUAAAUGUUAAAAACACAUUGUUUUUAUUUAUGGCUUUUUUUUUUAAAUUCCUUUGGACUGUCACUAAUUUGAUCUAAUUUUGAUAUUGUUACGAAUUGGAUUCUAACCAAAAACCAUAUCUAUUAAUGGUAAACUGACAUAACUCCGACACAAGAAAGUUUAACGGAGUUAUACACAGUUCUUCAAACACCGGUAUACAUGUAAAUACUGAAGUUAUUCAUCCAUUCUUCUUCAUAGAUAUCAAAUUAACUUUAAAAGUCAUAUUCUGCACUGAAAAGAUAGAUUCACUAAAUAUUUUUUUCAUAACCUGCUAAUUACGCGGGUUAUGUAUUUUUUCUGCAAUGACCGCGACCGGCAUAUCCGCAUGAACCACCGAAUAUGUUUAAAUGAACGU